UUGAUUCUGAUAUUGCUCAACAUACCUCCAGAAAUGAGGUACCAUUCCAACAAUAUCAUAUUAACCAUGACCAUUCCAGGACCCCACAGUCCAGGAAGUAUUGAGUCAUUUAUAUAUCUCCUUUUCCAGGAUGCAGCACAGUGUAGUCAAGGUAUAUGGAUGUGGGAUGCUAUAGUUUCCUCCUAUUUCAUAAAUCACAUGUACAUGACUAUGAUUCUGGGAGAUAUGCUAGGCUCAGCAAAGUUAAAUGGGAUGGCAGGACAU
Molecule: messenger RNA, 264 nt
Organism: Serpula lacrymans var. lacrymans S7.9
Lineage: Eukaryota; Fungi; Basidiomycota; Agaricomycetes; Boletales; Serpulaceae
Exons: 1
Source: RefSeq, a predicted model, not a curated record